GAUGGGGGACGUGCGUUGUGCACAGCAGCUAGCACAGCUCGGAAGGCCGAAGCUCACAGUGGACAGCAGCGCAUACAGCCAGCUUCACCCUGGGCUUCUCCCUCUUUUAUGUGGUCGUCUUUGUCCCUUCCUGCUUGAAACUGCAUCCUUUAAUAAUUACCAUCACUCGUUCAAUACAAGAGACAACGAUGGCACCGAUCUACGUUCUUGAUAACAGCUAUCUCUCAAUCACCUUCCUCAUCUCACUCGCCAUCCAAUCGUUGGCAUUCAUCAUCUCCUACACCUUGCAGUUCGAUAAGAUCACCGACUUCUCCGGCGGCUCGAAUUUCUUCAUCUUGGCUCUCAUCACACUCAUCUAUGGCCAAACCUUCGAAUCGCGUAAUUGGAUCGCUUCCCUUGCCGUCAUGUUCUGGGCUAUUCGGCUGGCUGGGUUCUUGCUGUUCAGGGUCCUGAAACGGGGGAAAGACGACAGAUUCGAUGAGAUGAGGUCGGACUUCUUCAGGUUCGGGGCCUUUUGGAUCUUCCAAUUACUAUGGGUAUGGAUCGUAUCGCUCCCGGUCACCGUCCUCAAUUCGCCCAACAUUUCUGCCGCCGCUCCCGACCCAAUCCCAUUCGGCAGUGGAUCAGACGUCGUCGGUUUGAUCUUCUUCAUCAUUGGGAUGCUCCUCGAAACCUUGGGAGAUGUGCAGAAGUACCAGUGGAAGGCAAGCUCAAAAGACCAGCGUGGAUUGCCCGUCUGUAGGGCCGGAGUGUGGAAAUGGUCCAGACACCCGAACUACUUCGGUGAGAUGUUGCUAUGGUGGGGAAUCUGGUUAAUGAGCAUUGAAUCUGCCAAUAACCCGGGCGUUGAAGAUUCAUCAAGACGCCUACUACACGCAACGGUCAUCUCGCCAAUCUUUAUUACGAUCUUACUGCUCUUCCUGUCAGGCUUACCAACCGCUGAGAAGCCAGUCCAACAGAGUGUAUUUGUCAAGUCGUAUAAGUCCAAACUUGAUAAGAAUAUCCCUCACUCACCUCAAGCUGAAGAUGAAGCCAUCCACCAUCAAGACGGAGGAGAAGAAGAUCUUUGGGAGCAAUAUAAACUUUAUCUAGAUCAGACCUCAAUCUUGUUCCCAAUCCCCAGCAAAGUGUAUCAAUCGAUCCCCAAGGCACUGAAGACCACCCUCUUGCUGGAUUGGGGGAUUUACAGAUUCGAUGAGAAUAGUCCCGAAGCUCAAAAACUCAUCAAGGAAAUCUCUGAAGACCAUAGAUCUUGAAUUUUGUCUUCCCCUACCAUUUUUCUCUAUUUUUCAAUCAACCGGCAUUUGGAUAUCCAUCAUUAAUUGGUUUGCUUUUUUUUCUUUUUGCUGCUACAUAUCAUUCUCAAUAUUUAUCUGUUGACUUUGUUGAACAAGCACGGUCUGAUUUUAAUCCUAAUUCCUUAUCUCGACGUCCUCUGUAUGCUUAUCAUUAUCAUCGAUCUUGUUUCCCUCUUCAUCCAACACCUGAGAUUGUCUUCUUUAUGAAGAUAGUCGAAGGGGCAGCCACAUGGUCCAAUGAUCCUCUGUAUAUCGAUAGAUUAUGUGUUGUUGUACUAUCUUAAAUCUGUAUCCAAUUUGCGGCGUCUCAUUUCGCAAGAACAGCCUCUUUGACGAGAGGUGCCACCGGUCGCAAACAG
Messenger RNA from Puccinia graminis f. sp. tritici CRL 75-36-700-3, 1657 nucleotides. RefSeq lists its product as uncharacterized. The record is from RefSeq and is a predicted model, not a curated record. The coding region runs from base 189 to 1256 and encodes 355 amino acids. Gene Ontology annotation, molecular function: oxidoreductase activity, acting on the CH-CH group of donors. The transcript is spliced from 4 exons. Gene Ontology annotation, cellular component: membrane. NCBI's taxonomy places the organism in Eukaryota, Fungi, Basidiomycota, Pucciniomycetes, Pucciniales, Pucciniaceae. Gene Ontology annotation, biological process: lipid metabolic process.